CGCAAGGUCCGGGUUUUACCUCUUUGCUUUCUUUAUUCCUCCCUGCCUCCCCGUUUUCUUUCUCUGUUUAAUGCGCCCCGGCCUGCCGUAUGUGUCUAUUUAUUUAUUUAUGCAUUCUGUUUGAAACUAUUUAGCUUAUUUUUUGUUUGUUUUACAUUUUAGCCGUUCAUCAAAUGAGAAGACGUAAAAGAUGGAGCUUCAUAUUUUAGAGCACAGCUUGAAAGUGGCGAGUAUAGAAAAAGAGGGGAUCCAGAUUUGCACUCACGGAUUAAUGAAACUCGCCUUCUUGGCCUCCAAAACAAGAUGCAAGUUUUUCAGUUUGACAGAGACUCCAGAGGACUACACCAUCAUUGUGGACGAGGAAGGCUUUAAAGAGCUGCCCCAGUCGGAUCUCAUCAGCGUUGCAGAUGCCACGUGGUUGGCUCUCAACGUGGUGUCAGGCGGCGGCAACGCUUCCAGUUCGCAGCCCAUAGGAGUCACAAAAAUUGCUAAAUCCGUCAUCGCUCCGCUGGCCGACCACAACAUCUCUGUUUUCAUGCUGUCGACGUACCAGACGGACUUCAUCCUGGUUCGAGAGCGAGACCUGCCUAUGGUCAUGCACACUCUGUCUUCCGAAUUCACUUUGCUUCGAGUCGUAAACGGAGAGACGGUUGCUGCUCACGAUCUGGGAGUCACCAACGGAUUCGUAAAGCCAAAACUUGUUCCCCGUCCCAUCAUCCACCCUUUAUCCAGUCCCAGUAACAUGUUCUGUGUGACCAGUUUGGAUCCAGACACGCUGCCCUCGGUGGCCACGCUGCUCAUGGAUGUCAUGUUUUACUCUGGAGGGUCCAAAGAGCUUGGAACGUCCAGCGAGGACUCGAGCCACAUCCGCUUCUUCUCCUUCUCCCUGAUCGAGGGUUACAUCUCUCUGGUGAUGGACGAGCAGACGGCUCAGAGGUUUCCAAACAAUGUCCUCUUCACCAGCGCCUCGGGGGAACUCUGGAAAAUGGUCCGCAUCGGGGGACAACCUCUAGGAUUUGAUGAGUGUGGCAUCGUGGCUCAAAUAUCAGAACCUCUGGCAACCGCAGACAUUCCAGCUUACUACAUUAGCACCUUCAAGUUUGACCACGCCCUGGUUCCUGAAGAAAACAUCCAAAGUGUUAUCAAAGCUCUGCGGACCGAGAGCGCAGCACAGUGAGGGGAACCGUCUCGUCUUCGGUCAUUUUGUUCAAAAAGUGCCAAGAGGUGGUUGCUGUGGAUCAGCUCUGAAAGGAAGGAGGGGAGAGUUUAAAGUGUUGCAGGGAUGCCUUUUGUUACUCACCACCAACCAUUUCUUUCCUGCUGCCUCAAGUUUACUAAACCCAAAAUGUUCCUUUACCUCUAAAGCUGCUUCUUCCCACCCCCAACAACAUCUACUGUAGGCGUUACGUAAUUCCCCUCCAGGAAGUGUGACGAAUGUACUCAAAAUGUAAAGGUAUAUAUUUAUCGAGCUCUCUCGCCCCACAGGUCAUUCUCGCAGUGCCAAGAUGUUCGAAUGCCUAACCUGAUGCCUUUGUCAGAUUAUUAUACGUGUGUGCAAUUGAAGGAGACGACUUUACAGACAGGUUGAAAUGUUCUAGAGCGUCGUUCACGCUGUGAGCAGCCCGGCUGUCGGCUUCCUUCGGCAUUGAUAACCGACUUUACACCUCAGGUGUUUGAUCCGGUGGAUUACGCUGUGCUGCUUUUAAAAAGGAACUUGAUUUAUUUAGCUGUAGUUUGGACUGAACACUCCAAUCAGGUUUCUGUGCAUUCAAUCAAAUUGCUUAACGCACAAACCUAAGUGCUGUAGAAAAAUCUAAAUUCAGCUUUUCGAGGUUUUAGAUCAAAUAUUUAGUUAAACUAAUCAGUCUGUAUUUUACACCGCAGGAAUAAUGUUAAAGGUUAGUGGAGACCCUCUGUAGGUGGCUUCUGUUGAGUGAAAUGUCCCCGUCCUACAGGACUGAUGGGCUAACGGCUAGGCCACCGACUAUAGUAUGACUCUGCCAUUUUAAAGCGUUAUUUUAUUCAUCUUCUUGUGUUUCUUUACGUAAAUAUCAGAGCUGUUUGUACAGCACUUUGCUGUGCAUCUGAAGGUCGGGUACGACUGGAAUCCUCUUUGCAUAAAUAAUCGUAUGAAAGUCAGGAGACCUGAGCGGUUUCAAGAAGUUAGCAAACCCUACUCCAACUCUGAUUGCUGCCAUCUUAAAAUGGUUUUAAUCUCAAACAUCACAGCUUUAUGUAACAUUUAGAUGAUUAUUUCUGAUAUUCCAGUCAGUGCUACAUGUUGCUAAUGGUGAUAAGAUAUGGGUAUAAUUAGUUCUGAGACAGGAACACACUCUGGUCUUAACUGUGUUUGAACUAGCCGUUAGCCCAUCACACCUGAGGGAAGUUAACCAUUUCUAAGAACAGAGGCUGUUCAGCAACAGUAGGAUAAUAAAUAACUGAAUUGUUUUAAUUAACUUUAUAAAAGUAAUUUUGGAUUUUGCUUUGACGUCAGAGAUGUUUAGUUUGAAGUCGCUCCCCCCCUCACUAUACUACUGAGUCGUUUUUCCAGCUGAACAUCGACUCCUGACCGUCACGUUGCUCACAGUGUGAAGGCGCGGCAAGAAACAAUGAACAUGUUUGCAUCUACAGUUGUAAAUUACUGAGCCACUUUCUACAAUGUGCUAAACAUAAGCUACGGUUGACACGGGGAAAGGAACGUCUCCCUCCGAUUACCCGGUGUCCUUCUAGGUCUUGAAGCUGCCCCCUCUCCGGCUCCAGUCUGCACUUUAAUGCAGGUUCCACUCCCCACGCAGACCUGCUGUACUGAUGUGAAACAGAGAGGACUCUUUACACUCAUGGAACCCAGACAGAAAGCUGUUGGUCUUAUUCCACACUGAUGAUGUUUUUCUUUCUUUUUCCCACUAAACUGCAGCCCUGAUCAGUAGAAAUCAUGUAUUUAUCAGUGUUAAAACACCAGGAAGGUGACUUUCUGAUUCCAUUUCAGUGAAACAUGUUGAGAGCUUUUCAUUUGGAGCUUCUUGUGUGAAAACGAAAUAAACGAGCUGUUUUUUGA
Messenger RNA from Nothobranchius furzeri (turquoise killifish), 3055 nucleotides. RefSeq names its product cytosolic arginine sensor for mTORC1 subunit 2 (gene castor2). The record is from RefSeq and is a predicted model, not a curated record. Gene Ontology annotation, biological process: negative regulation of TORC1 signaling. NCBI's taxonomy places the organism in Eukaryota, Metazoa, Chordata, Actinopteri, Cyprinodontiformes, Nothobranchiidae.